Messenger RNA from Aphanomyces astaci, 1627 nucleotides. RefSeq lists its product as hypothetical. The record is from RefSeq and is a predicted model, not a curated record. Gene Ontology annotation, cellular component: plasma membrane. The transcript has a single exon. Gene Ontology annotation, molecular function: carboxylic acid transmembrane transporter activity. Lineage: Eukaryota; Oomycota; Saprolegniomycetes; Saprolegniales; Verrucalvaceae. Gene Ontology annotation, biological process: carboxylic acid transport; transmembrane transport. Bases 111 to 1463 code for a protein of 450 amino acids.
GGUCCACGAGAUUCCCUCGUACAAGACCCAAUACACUUUUGCAUCUUCGAUGUAUCAAGGACAAGUGCCAGGUCCUUGCCAUCACAAUUGCAUUUGACAGGUCGAGCUCGAUGAUCAACAAGUUCUUCCUCCGCGGCCUCGGGUUCUUCAACGACGCGUACGAUUUGUCCGUGAUCAACAUCAUCAACGUGAUUCUCGAGCACCAGUACACGACGAGCGUGUACGAUGCCCGCAUGAAGUCGAACGUGUCGGCGGCGGCGCUGAUCGGUGCGGUGCUGGGCCAGCUGGCGUUUGGGGUGUUGGGGGACAUUUACGGCCGCAAGAACUGCAUGGUCGCGACGUGCGCGUUGCUGAUCGUGGGUGGUAUCUUGUGUGCGGCGGCGUACGGCGGCUCUGCCAUCAACACGCUGUGGUUUUUGGUGCUGGCUCGCGGUCUGCUGGGGUUUGGCAUCGGGGGCGAGUACCCACUGGCGGCUGCGUCGUCGUCCGAGGACGCGACGUCGCCCCAAGACCGCAACCGCCGCGUGGCACUGACGUUUUCGCUGCAGGGGGUGGGCUUCACCACUGCGUCGCUGCUGGGGCUGCUCAUGGUGAACGUCCUGCAAGACAACGCGCACGACUUGGAAGUGAUGUGGCGCGUCUUGUUUGGGUUCGGGGUCUUGCCUGCGUUGUUCCUCGUGUACUUUCGCAUCACGGCCGAAGAAACGGACGGGUACAAGAACAUGUUGGCGGGUAACGUGCACGUGGCCAAGGUGCGGUGGUCGUUCAUCUUGAAGCACUAUGGCAAGAGUUUGCUGGGCACGGCCGGCACGUGGUUUCUGUUCGACAUUGUCUUUUACGCGCAAAACCUGUUUAGCGCGAGCAUCUUGUCCGUGGUGGGGGCCCAGAGCGACCUCAAGACCAUCGCGCUGCAAAACUUGCUCAUUGCGCUCGUGGCGUUGCCGGGGUACUACACGGCCGUGUUUUUCAUCAACAAGAUGGGGCGCAAGUUGAUCCAGCUGCAGGGGUUGACAGUUAUGACCAUCAUCUUUUUGGUGCUGGCGAUUUGGUGGGACGACAUCAAGCAGACGGCGUGGUUGUUUGUGAUUCUGUUUGGGUUGACGCUGUUCUUUUCCAACUUUGGGCCCAACAUGUCGACGUUCGUGAUGCCCACGGAGAUGUACCCGACGGCGAUCCGCAGUUCGUGCCACGGGUUCUCUGCGGCGAUGGGCAAGGCCGGCGCGUCCAUUGGUUCGUACGGGUUUUCGCUGUGGGUCAAGGAUCCCAGCUUUGGCUACGACGGCGCGUUCUACACGUUUGCCGGCAUUUCACUCGCCACGAUCGUCUUGACGUGGUUUUGCAUGUUCGACAACAACGAGGGCAGCGAAGUGAUGGACGAAGAGUUCAAGAACAAGCUGCUCGACGAAGACAAGGACACGCGCGACUCGUUCGUGCAAAUGAAGGAUGUCCAAGUCGGCGUCUAAGAACCGUUGUACGGUUGUAUUUAAUUGAACCGUUGUACGGUUGUAUUUAAUUGAAACCCUGGCUGUAUUCUAUCUAGCCCAUCUCUAUCUCAGAAGUUGAGCUUAAUGUUACGUUAACGUUAACCCUAACCAGCCCCUUAAUAAUGGAACACAUUUGAAGGCAC